CUUUUACAUUCAUUAUCGAAACUUUACUAGAUCUUCCCUCGUUUCUCGAUGCCGAUGUCCCUGAACGCGUGGAACCCAUGUUCCAGGUCGAUGACAUCAAGCUCGAGCACCAUCCUAGCAGCGGGAUCACACCAGAAGUACACGGCUUCAACGAUUUCAAACGCCGUCCACCAACGUCUUCUGCCCCACCUCAUAAACGUCCCUGGGCUCCAUUUAAGUCACGCUUGGAGUUCGAGAUAGCCGAACUUGCUCUGGAGGCCUGUCUCAACAAUGAUCAAACUGAUCGUCUCAUUACGUUGUGUAACAGGUGCGCUUCUCAAUCGGAAAAAUUUACGUUCAAGAACCACAAAGACAUCCGCGAAAGGUGGGAAGCCGUCUCCCAUCGCACUACUGGGUUUACUCAUGAUGUAAUAUCUGUACCAUACGAUGAUUCAAUUCGACAAUUCGAGCUAUACUACCGGGAUCUCUGGGAGUGGGCGGCAGAUCUUCUCCGUGAUCCUCGCUUGUUCCCACACAUGGUUUUUGAUGCGCAGCGCUUCUCGAAAUUUGAUGGCAAGACCUUCGUACGUUUCAUAGACGAACCUUUCACUGCCGAAACCUUUUGGAAUGUUCAAUCACAGCUACCACCGGGCGGCAAGCCCUUAGCUUUCAUUUUGUAUGCGGACAAGACAAGGUUGUCGUCAUUUGGUACCGCAAGAGGGUAUCCUGUUGUUGCACGUCUAGCAAAUCUCCCCGCGAACAUUCGUAACGGACAGGGUGUGGGUAGCGGCUAUGUAGUUGGAUGGCUUCCGAUUGUGAAGGAGGACAGAGACCAAGCUGGCAAGCCCAGCUGGGUCAACUUCAAGAAUGCCGUUUGGCAUGAAUCAUUCUCAAAGAUCCUAUCUUCGCUCGCAUCAAAGUCUCAUACUGGACAGUGGUUUGAUUGCCCUGACAACGUUCCGCGGUGGUUCUUUCCUAUUAUCCUAAUUUUAUCUGCAGACUACGAGGAACAAUGUAUUAUGUCGCUAAUCCGAGGGAUAAAAUGCCUUUGGCCAUGUCCAGUGUGUCUCGUUCCCCACGACGAGCUUUUGAAUACAUUAAAGUGUUAUCCUCCUCGAACGGCUACCCAGUCGCAGGAAGUGGUGAAGGCUGCACGAGCUGAGGCGACUGCUGAGGAGAAAGAGGAGAAACUGAAAGAGUAUGGCCUUCGUGACAUCAUGAAUGCCUUUGCGGCCAUGAUGCAUACUGAUGUACAUGAUGCGUUGUCAUGGGACCGACUCCACUUCAAUGGUGGUCUGUAUCGUGACCACCUCUGGGCCGAACUUCAGAAAAUCGUUGUCGGUUUGGGACGAGUGAAAGUAGCACAAAUGGACAAAAACUACGAAGCAUUCCCGCGCUGGCGAAACUUGAAGCACUUAGCUCACGUUAUGAGCAUCUCUUUCGCUGAUGGCAGUGUCUACGAGGACAUAUCAAAGAUGGUGGUAUAUGCUGCGCACGCGAUUUUGACGGAGGACGACAGUCCACUCGGCUAUCUCCUACUCCGUUGCAUUCGGCACUUUCUCGAAGUUGACGCAUAUGCGGCGCUUGAAGUUCACACCACUGAGACUAUCAGUGCCGGCCGACAUGCAGUGCAGGCAUUCUCGACUUAUCUUCAGCAAUAUAUAGAGAAAAGCGCUGAUGAGAGCGACAAAAACUGGAACUUCCCCAAACUGCACAUGAGUGUGCACAUUUUUGACAAUAUCGAAGCAAAAGGUGCGACACGUAACUACAAUACAAAGCCGAAUGAAAGGAUGCAUGGGUCGCUGAAAGACUCGUACUUAUUGCGCACUAAUUUCAGGGAUGUGGCGCCUCAGAUACUCCGCAUAAACCAUUGGCAAGUGGUUGCGGAGAGCAUUCGCCGCCACAUAUCAGACCUAGACGAGUAUGAGUCCGGAGGCAGCGAAGAUUCGGGUGACCUGGAGGAUUUAGGAGAUGUGGAUGAUCUGGUCUCGCCGGAUGCAAAUGCGCCUCAUGUAAGACUUGGGUCGAGGCAAGCUGCGCAGACCUUUGAGUUGAUCGAGGAUGCUCAUAAGGAGGAUGCCGCGUUCACUAAUUUUCGGGUCAAGCUCAAUAAUUUCUUGACUGACUUUCUUCAAGUUAUUCGGCUCCCUUUACCAGGUGGAAAGCGGGUACAAUUCAAAGCAAGUGAUAAGAUCACUGAGUGCCGUUUUUUGAAGGUUAACUACGAGUCCUUGGUGGAUUGGCGACUACACACCGACUACCUUAGAUGCAGUCCCAAGUUUUUCAAUGCUGCGCGUUUUGAUUGUGUUUUCAUUCAGACAGAAGCCAAAGUGAUAUUUGGUCGCCUUCUCUUUCUGUUUGAAUGUAUAGUUGGGGAUAUCACGCUCUCUCUAGCUCUAAUCCAUCCUUUUGACGCUCCCACUGGUGUACGGCUCCGAAAGGACAAACACCUCAAUAUCUAUCGUGUUCGAGCAAGACCCCGAGCGCAAGCCGAGUUUUUCUCAGUGAGGUCAAUCAUUCGCGGAGCUCUCCUUGUGCCGGAUGGCAGUACCGAUUACCUUGUCGUCGACACUGUCGACUCUGACAUGUUCAUUCGUGUAAAGGAGCUACAUCUUGCAGCAGGGCAUCCAAUACGCAUUUGA
Molecule: messenger RNA, 2621 nt
Organism: Suillus fuscotomentosus
Lineage: Eukaryota; Fungi; Basidiomycota; Agaricomycetes; Boletales; Suillaceae
Exons: 11
Coding region: 78-2621 (847 amino acids)
Source: RefSeq, a predicted model, not a curated record